Messenger RNA from Cherax quadricarinatus, 5953 nucleotides. RefSeq names its product trehalase-like. Gene Ontology annotation, molecular function: alpha,alpha-trehalase activity. Gene Ontology annotation, biological process: trehalose catabolic process. Lineage: Eukaryota; Metazoa; Arthropoda; Malacostraca; Decapoda; Parastacidae. The record is from RefSeq and is a predicted model, not a curated record.
AUCAUAACAGGAAAUGGUUGUUGUUGAUAAAGUGUCUCCCUACAACCCCCCUGAUGCCGGUGAAGGGCUUUUGAUACAAGGAAUUGGAGCUUCCUUCCCCCUUCCUCAGACCAAAUAAUACUGACGAGGUUUAUUAUAUCACUAGUACUAAAUGUGGAGAUUAAGGCAAGAGGAUGUUGGGCUAUGGUCAUCUAGUUUUAUAUUUUUUUAUUGUGGUGCACUGUAGUUGGGUGAAAUGUGUUACAAAAGUAGAUAAUGCUAUUAUCAGCAAUGAUAAAGAGGCAAUGGAUGCUUGCAAAAUAUUUUGUAAUUAUAAACUCCUUCAUUAUGUGAAUUUGGCCAAAGUCUUUAAUGAUAGUAAAUAUUUUGUAGACAUGAAACUCAGGAGGUCUCCUGAAGAAAUAGAGAGAAGAUUCAGCACUUUAUUAAAUAACACACAGGAUCAUCCAUCUGAAGCUGAAAUGAAGAAGUUUAUUGUGGAAAAUUUUGAUAAGCCUGGCACAGAAUUUGAAAGCUGGAUUCCUGAUGACUGGAAAGUACAUCCAAAGUUUAUCUACAGUAUUUAUGAUCUUCCUUUGAGGGACUGGGCUCUUGAAAUCAACAAAAAAUGGAAGGUGCUAGGAAGGAAACUGUCAAGAGAUGUGCAAGUUAAUAACAGUUUGUACUCCCAAAUUUAUGUUCCAAACCCCUUCAUUGUACCUGGAGGACGUUUCAUGGAGUUAUAUUACUGGGAUUCAUACUGGAUCAUUGAAGGUCUUCUCCUUUCUGAAAUGUAUGCAACAGCUGAAGGCAUGAUAAAAAAUUUCUUGCAUCUCGUAAAUGAGCUUGGAUAUAUUCCCAAUGGUAGCAGAAAGUAUUAUUUAGGAAGAUCUCAACCACCAUUUUUGACUUCUAUGGUAGAUUUGUACUGGAAAUACACUAACGAUAUAAUUUUUUUGAGGGAUUCUGUUGAUAUCUUGGAGAAAGAGUACAAUUUCUGGAAAAACAACAGAUCAAUAAUUGUCACGAUGGAUGAUAAACCUUACAGAUUGUUUCAAUAUAGAGUUAAUACAACAAAUCCAAGACCUGAGUCAUAUUAUGAGGAUGAUAAUCUUGUGAAAGGCAGAGCUGAAGAAGAAAGGUCAAAAAUAUUUUCUGGCAUAAAGUCAGCUGCUGAAAGUGGUUGGGAUUUUUCCACUCGGUGGUUUUUAGCAGAUGGGGAACGUACACUCAACAUAACAGAUAUUAAUACCUUGUCAAUAGCCCCAGUAUGUCUCAAUAGCUUAAUGGGCUUGAAUGCAAAGCUUUUGUCUGAUUUUUUUAAAAUAUUAGGAAAUGAUUCUAAACAUAAUUUAUACAAAGCCUUGGCAGAUGAAGCUAACACAACUAUUAGCCGUAUUUUCUGGAGUGAUCGUGAUGGGGUGUGGUUGGACUAUAAUGUGGUUAAAAAAGAACCUAUUCCUGGGUUUUAUCCCUCAAAUUUAAUGCCUUUAUGGGCAGAAAUGUAUGGCAAAGAGAGAACUCCAAAGUUUAUUAUAGAAAAUGUCAUUGCCUAUCUAGACAGGAACAACAUUAGUAAUUAUCCAGGGGGUAUCCCAACAUCACUGCUCAACUCAAGCCAGCAGUGGGACUUUCCUAAUGGAUGGGCUCCAUUACAGUAUUUAAUAGUACUGGGAUUAUACAAGGCACAAAAAUACAGUCCUCAAGCUGAUAAUCUUGCCUUUUCAUAUGCUCAAAAAUGGGUACUGAAUGUCUUCCAGACCUACUUAAAUACCACCCCACAUAAUAUGUUUGAAAAGUAUAUUGUAACUGAAAUUGGUAAGAGUGGAGGAGGAGGUGAAUACAAAACCCAGGAAGGAUUUGGAUGGACUAAUGCUGUCAUCAUGAAAUUCCUCAGUAUGUAUGGCCACAAACUCAAAACGCAGGAUGCCUUUGAUGUUGUAACACUCUCAGUUGGACUCCUCCUCAUUGCAGUGUCUUUUCUGUCUGUUGUAAGUUACAUGCACCGCGUACAUGCGUGCCGCAAGGUUGCAUGGAAAUCAGAGGUCAUUCCAUAAGUGAAGAGUAAUAAAUAUCUAGUGUUGUUAAAAAAGUAUAUUAUUCUCUUGAUUUUUCUAAUAAAAUAGUGUAUUAGGCAAGGCUGGUUGACUCGGAAAUUAUCUGAACUGACUGUGAAUUAAAAUUUCCAUUCAGUUUUUUAUACACUUUAUUCUCUUGCCCAUGUAGUUUUUCAGAGGCUGUUUUAUAACACAGCAAGAUAUUAUAAUUUAAUUUUCUUGUGUAAUUGUGAAUUUUAUUUAUAAAUUGUGCACUUGUACCUAUUUGUAGGAUAUAUAUGGACCAUGUGAUACAUAGUAGUGAUGUGGUACAAGCUUCAGUUGUGAAUUUAACAUGGGAAUAAAUUAUACAGAGGAUACAUAUAAGAUUGGCUUUAUUGUUUAUAGUUCUCUAGAAAUUAUAUGCCAGAUGUAUAUAGGACUAUAGUUCCUCCUUUAUUAAUUUUAUUUACUAUUUUUUGAAAGGGUGCAGAAUUUCUCAGGUUUUAGUAACUUUUAGGUAAUUAAUAAAUCCAGAAGUUUUGGGGAAAAGAUAUUACAGUAUAUUUAUGGACUUAAAGAUUAAGUGUAAUUCUGACUUGCCUUGAUCUUCAUCUCAACUCCGUCCAGCAAGUGCCUGUGGAAAUUUGUACGUAGUAAUGAACCCUAACUGUUACUUCUUAUUAAUGUGUGGAUAUGCUGUACUAUAUAUGUAUUAAUACUCUGCUGUCUCAGAGUUGUUUUCAUCUGACUUCUCAUGAUUUAAAACUUUUAAUUUUGGACACAGUAUUGACUAAAAUUAAUAUCUUCCUUAUAAAAGUUGAAACUUGCAAUCAAAGUUUUAUCAAAUAACAGUUAUUUUUUUUUUUUUUUCGAGAAUUUUAAACUUUAACAACUCUGCAGAGCACAGUUUUCUGUAUACAGUAUGCCUGUAUCUGCAUAUAGAUGUACCUGAUCCCUGUAGACUAUAAUAUACAUCUUGUAUAAAGCAGGGCAGAUAGGGCAAAAGAAAAGUGAAAAAGAUACUUAUGUAAGGUUUAAGAUAUACAUAUUUAUAUACUAUAGUUUUAUAUAUUAUUUACCUUUAUUUUAUAUACUGUAUUGUUUACCCCAAACCUAUAGAUGCAGUGUGAUUUGCAACAGCAUGGUGCAGUUUUAGGAUGUUUAUAAGUGUUAUAUCUGUUUCAUGUUUUUGUAAUGAUUACUGAGGAGCAAUCCAGUGACCUCUACUAGUGCUGUAUCUUCACAAGCCUGUGUCGAGUACAUACAGUACACACACAUUACUUACCUUAAAAUAUUUUUGUACUUAGCUUAUAGCGAGUGGUGAAUAUAUUUAUCAUAGGUAGCCUGAAUAAAUGAAGAAUGGAUAUGAUUGAAAACUGCUGUAUAAGCGAAAUGCUGAAAAGCAAAGUGCUGUGAAGAGGGACCCUCCUGUAUAGGGCUUAAGAUAUAUAUUUUUUAUAAGAUCCAUAGCUUAGAGAUAAUGGUGCCAGCCACUUGUCACCAUAUUGGUCCCCAGUAAUCCUUGCACAAAUUUUCUAUUUUGAUGAUAUUGCAAAAUCUCCUUUUUGUAUACCAUAUAUAUAUAUAUAUACAGUGAACCCUCAACCAGUGAUAUUAAUCCGUUCCUGAGAGCUCAUCGUUAGUCAGAAUUAUCGUUAGUCAAGUUAAUUUUCCCCAUAAGAAAUAAUGGAAAUCAAAUUAAUCCGUGCAAGACACCCAAAAGUAUUGAAAAAAAAAAAAUUUUUGCCACAUGAAAUAUUAAUUUUUAUACACACAAACUGAAGAUUACAUGCACAGUUACAUGACACUUACCUUUAUUGAAGAUCUGGUGAUGAUUGAUGGGAUGGGAGGAGGGGAGAGGUGUUAGUGUUUAGAAGGGGAAUCCCCUUCCAUUAGCACUUGAGGCAGCAAGUCUUUUUCUGGAGUUACUUCUCUUGUUCUUUUAAUGCCACUAGGACCAGCUUCAGAGUCACUGGACUUCUGUCGCACAACAUAUCUGUCCAUAGAGGCCUGUACCUCUCGUUCCUUUAUGACUUUCCUAAAGUGGUUCACAACAUUGUCAGUGUAAUAGUCACCAGCACGGCUUGCAGUAGCUGUGUCAGGGUGAUUUUCAUCAAAAAAGGUUUGCACUUCAAGCCACUUUGCACACAUUUCCUUUAUCUUAGAAGUAGGCAACUUCUUCAAUUUCUCUCUCCCCUCCUCCGAAGCAGUUUCCUCAGGUGUGCCCUCUUGCUGUUGAAGAUGAUCUAGCAGCUCAUCAGUGGUUAGUUCUUCACUGUCCUCCACCACCAACUCUUCCACAUCCUCCCCACUAACCUCCAACCCCAAGGACUUCCCCAAUGCCACAAUGGAUUCCUCAACUGGCAUAGGAUUCUCAGGGUUAGCCUCAAACCCUUCAAAAUCCCUUUUGUCUACACAUUCUGGCCACAGUUUUUUCCAAGCAGAGUUCAAUGUCCUCUUAGUCACUUCCUCCCAAGCCUUACCUAUAAUGUUUACACAAUUGAGGAUGGUAAAAUGAUCUUUCCAAAACUCUCUUAGAGUCAGUUGAGUUUCUGAGGUCACUACAAAGCACCUUUCAAACAUAGCUUUUGUGUACAGUUUCUUGAAGUUGGAAAUAACCUGCUGGUCCAUGGGCUGCAGGAGAGGAGUGGUAUUAGGAGGCAAAAACUUCACCUUAAUGAAGCUCAUGUCCCUAGAAAGUCGCUCUGCCAAGUCUGAAGGAUGACCAGGAGCAUUGUCUAAUACCAGGAGGCACUUAAGGUCUAAUUUCUUUUCAAUUAGGUAAUUUUUCACAUUGGGGGCAAAUGCAUGAUGUAACCAGUCAUAGAAAAAGUCCCUAGUGACCCAUGCCUUACUGUUUGCCCUCCACAGCACACACAAAUUAGCCUUGAGGACAUUGUUUUUCCUGAACACUCUGGGAGUUUCAGAGUGAUACACCAAUAAAGGCUUCAUUUUGCAAUCACAACUAGCAUUGGCACACAUCAACAGAGUAAGCCUGUCUUUCAUAGGCUUAUGUCCUGGGAGUGCCUUUUCCUCCUGAGUAAUGUACGUCCUGCUUGGCAUUUUCUUCCAAAACAGGCCUGUUUCGUCACAAUUAAACACUUGUUCAGGUUUCAGUCCUUCACUGUCUAUGUACUCCUUGAAUUCCUGCACAUAUUUUUCAGCCGAUUUGUGCUCUGAACUGACAGCCUCACCAUGCCUUAUCACACUAUGAAUGCCACUACGCUUCUUAAAUCUCUCAAACCAACCUUUGCUGGCCUUAAAUUCACUCACACCACUAGUUGCUGGCAUUUUUCUAAUUAAAUCGUCAUGCAACUUCCUAGCCUUUUCACAUAUGAUCGCUUGAGAGAUGCUGUCUCCUGCUAUCUGUUUCUCGUUUAUCCACGCCAAUAAAAGUCUCUCAACAUCUUUUAUCACUUGCGAUCUCAGUUUCGAAAACAUAGUUGCACCUUUGGCAAGAACAGCUUCCUUGAUUGCCGUUUUCUUGCCCACAAUAGUAGCGAUGGUUGAUUGGGGUUUAUUAUACAACCUGACCAGCUCAGAGAUACGCACUCCACUUUCAUAUUUAUCAAUGAUCUCUUUCUUCAUCUCCAUAGUAAUUCUCACCCUUUUUGCUGUAGGGUUGGCACUAGAAGCUUUCUUGGGGCCCAUGGUGACUUAUUUUGCAGGUGCAAUCACUAAAAAGGCUGUGAUAAUAUGAAAUGUUCCAGUUGUAUGUUUGGAAGCGACCGCGGUGGCUGGCUGGCUUGUAAACGCUGGCACCCAAGGGACAAGUGAGGCGCGCUCAGGCCAAAGUGGACGCGUAUGGUAUGGAACGAAUAGCGCUGGUCGGGUUUUUAAGCGCUAGUCGAGGCAAAAUUUUUGCGUUAAAAUGUAUCGCUAGUCAGAUUUAUCGUUAAUCGAUGCCAUCGUUGGUCGAGGGUCCACUGUAUAUA